Didymodactylos carnosus is the source of this 468-nucleotide messenger RNA. The record is from the annotation of a GenBank genome assembly. Lineage: Eukaryota; Metazoa; Rotifera; Eurotatoria; Philodinida; Philodinidae.
AUGCAAUACUUUCACUUCGUAACCGAAUUACACGAUCCCAAAAAUGAAAAUUUACCAUUGACUUUGUUACGUCGAAUUGUUUGUGCAAAAGACUUUUUGAAAAUGACAUCGUUAAGUUAUGAUCUAAGUCGAUUUUAUUUAUUAUUGCAUCAAACAUAUUCACAGUUGGUUGAACAAGAACAGUUUUCAGAAACAACAUUAAAAGAACUGUAUGAAUUAGGGAAACAACAGUAUAAACUACAGAAACAAAUCAAUGCUGAUUAUAACACUAUUGAAAACGGAAUUAAAGCUGUUAAUAAAUACCAUGAAUUUACAAAUGGUCUUAUUCAACCGGGUGGUUGUGAUGAAACACAACGUUUUCAAACGAUCAGUUUCGAUACUCCAAUUAGUUAUUUAACAACAACAGAAAAUCAUGAUGAAGGAGAUAUUAUCAUGAGAAUACUCAGGUAUAGUUUUAAUUUAGUAUGA